CGUGACCAACCUUGAUGUCAGCUGCUCCGGGCUUCAAGGGAGUUUGCUCUCAAAUAACAGCCUUUUCUCCCUCAGCCAUCUUCGGAGACUAAAUCUCUCCUUUAAUGAUUUUGAGGAUUCCACUAUUUCAUCUCAAUUCAGGAAUGCAAAUUUAUAGGAUCAUAUCCUAUAUUGCUUGGUGAUUUCACACAGAUUAUCGCCUUAGACCUCUCAGCAAACAAUUUUCACGGCCAAGUUCCAUGGUACUCUUUGAAUUUCAACGGAAUUACUUCUCUGGAUCUUUCAAGCAACAAUUUUCAAGGGGAGCUUCCAGAAUCUUAUGUUGUUCCAUUGCAGUUGACUUCUCUAGACUUGUUUGAUAACAUGUUCAAUGGGACCCUUCCUUCAUGGUUGUAUGCUACUCCUUCCUUGUUCCAUUUAGAUCUUCAUGGCAACCAAUUCAGUGGCUUCAUAAAAGAAUUCCAAACCCGCUCUUUAGUUUGGCUUGAUUUACAUCAUAAUCAAUUAGAAGGCACAAUUCCAAGAUCAAUUUCUGAGCAAUUAAAUCUUUCAGUUUUAGAUCUUUCUUCAAAUAAAUUGUCUGGUGCCAUAGAGUUUAGCCAAUUCUCAAAGAUGAAGAAACUCUGGUCUCUUGAUCUUUCAUUUAACAAUUUUUCGACAGCUUCUUCUGGUUCCAUUAACUAUACUUUGCCUGAGCUUCUAAACUUGCGUCUGUCUUCAUGCAAUAUAAAUCAGUUCCCACACUUUAUAAAAGCCUUGAAAAAUAUAGAGUUGUUAGACCUUUCUCAUAAUCAACUUGCUGCAAAUGUUCCCAAAUGGGUUGGAGAAGUAGGGACAAGCUCAUUGUACUUUUUAAAUCUUUCCCAUAAUUUUUUGACAAACAUUGAGCUUGCUUCAUGGAAAAGAAUGGUAUAUCUUGAUCUCCGUUCCAACAUGCUUCAAGGGAGUCUUCCAAUCCCAUCACAAUCCACAUACCUAUUUUCAGCCUCGAGCAAUCAAUUUAGUGGAGAGCUACCUUCUUUGCUUUGCAAGCUAGAAACAAUCAGUGUACUAGAUUUGGGCAAUAAUAGCUUCACUGGGAUGAUUCCUCCUUGCCUCACUAAUUUAAGUUCCAUUCAGAUCUUAAAUUUGCAAUCCAAUAAGUUUCAUGGCAUGUUCCCUUCAACAUUUGAAGAUUGUGGCAGUUUAAGGACUCUCAACCUUAAUGGUAAUCAAUUGGAAGGAGUUUUGCCAAAAAGCUUAGCCAACUGCAAGAUCUUGGAGAUUUUAGAUAUUGGAAACAACAAGAUCAAUGGGACCUUCCCCCACUGGUUGGAAACACUUCCGAUCCUUACUGUUCUUGUCCUAAGAUCUAAUAACUUUCAUGGUCCCAUUGGUUAUCCUGAGUUCUUGGGAUGGCUACCAUUUCGAUAUUUACGAAUUCUUGAUGUUUCCCACAAUCAGUUCAGUGGUCAUUUGCCCACAAAAUAUUUUGAAAUAAUGAUAGCUAUGAUGGAUUCACAUAAAGAAACAUUGGAAUACAUGGGAAAAUAUUAUCAGAGAGCCGGAUAUUAUUAUGACUCUGUGACAGUUGUAUUGAAAGGUCUUUCUGUUGAGAUGGUCAGAAUCCAAUCCAUGUUCACAACCAUUGAUUUUUCAUCAAAUAAUUUUGAGGGACAUAUUCCAAAGAUGAUAGGAAAUCUCAAGUCACUCAAGGGACUCAACUUCUCACAUAACAAACUUAAUGGUUUUAUUCCAGCAUCAAUGGCUAACUUGACUAAUCUUGAGUGGUUAGAUUUAUCAUCAAACAAGCUUGGAGGAGAAAUACCAGUGGAAUUCACAGAUAUGACAUCUCUUCAAGUCCUAAACCUUUCGCGAAACCAAUUGGUUGGAGCCAUACCAACCGGAAAGCAGUUCAACACAUUUGAAAAUGAUUCGUAUGGUGAAAAUCUAGGACUCUGUGGAUUUCCAUUGUCAGAGGGAUGCGGAGAGCUCAGCACACAACCGCCACCAGUUGGAAUGGACUUCUCACCAGAAGACGAUACAGACGCUGCAAGGCUUUUUCAUUGGAAAUUUGCACUGAUCGGGUAUGCAGGAGGACUUGUGUUUGGGAUUUCUAUGGGAUAUGUUAUGCUUUCAGAUCCAAAAAUUGAGUGGGUGAUUGAAGAAUAUGUUGGACAAGGAUGGUGGCCUAAAUCAGUGAAAAGAAAAAAGAGAAAUACUCGCUUAAAAGCAGGAAAUGGAAGGAGGAAUCAUUAAAUAAUCUAGUGAUUUUGUGCAACUUUUCACUAAGAAAACAUAUCAGUUUAUAAUCCUCAUUGCAAAAGUCCAUCGUUUGUGAAAAUAUCAUAUUGUUGUGUGCUGUAGUUUGUUGUUGCUUGGCAGUAAGCAACUGUGGCUAAGUAGGCGUUCACCAAUAGGUUUAGUUGCUUACCUAUUUCUUACUCGAAAAACUUAUUCUGUAAUGAUCGUGAGGUUAAGUUCUAAUUAAUAGACAUCUUUUCAAAAAAAGAAAAAGCAACUGGCAGAUUCAGGAUAUCAAUUGAUUGGAGCCAUAGCCUGUAAGCAAGCAAUUCAACAUGUGUUUUUUUUUCAAAAGAAAAUGAAAAAACAAUACUAAUAAUAGAAACAUUUCCUUUAAAACAAAUAUACCAAUAUUAUUUCACUCACAUGUAAAUUACAGCAAACAAUUUCAAACCACCUACUACAUUUCAUGAUUCCAAUCCUGCAAAAGAAUGAAUUUUUCACAUUUCACUAUCCUCUCACUCAUUUCUUGUUGUACCCCUCAAAAGAAUGUUAAAAAGAAUGAAAAAUUGAACAACACAGCAUAUUCCCCCACUCCACUAUUUUCCAUCUGUAUAUUUUGAGUUUCUUAUGAAGAGGGACUCUUCUUGGUCUUGAACCGAUACAUAACCCUUUUCUUUUUG
Cannabis sativa is the source of this 2906-nucleotide messenger RNA. Its product is annotated as receptor-like protein 33. Gene Ontology annotation, molecular function: protein binding. NCBI's taxonomy places the organism in Eukaryota, Viridiplantae, Streptophyta, Magnoliopsida, Rosales, Cannabaceae. The coding region runs from base 364 to 2238 and encodes 624 amino acids. The record is from RefSeq and is a predicted model, not a curated record. The transcript is spliced from 2 exons.